GAGAGCUGCACAUCGCCGUGGGAUUCGUUAACCAACACUCGACUGAGCAACACUCGAGGAUCUGUUGGAAGAGAGAGAACGCGCCUUCUAUUCGAUCUUUGCCCAAGUGCGUUGCAAGUUCGAGGAGGAGGAGGAGCUGCAAAUCAGAUCCAUCGAGAUUAGCUGUGAGACGACGGAAAGACUUUGAGCAGUUAAAGUGGCAACAAACGACGAGCGGGACACCUCUGUGGACAUGCGGCCCAAAAUCGGCAGUGAGCUGCUGUUCCCGAAGGAGCGCAAGCUCACCGAGACGAUGUCCGAGACUUCCGAGGGUACGACGACGACAACCACGACCAGCGUGUCCGGCAAAUCGAGCAUCGACAACGCCGAGGAGAUCCGCAACCUCGCGGCCAUCCUCGACAUUUCCAACCCCGAUGAUCUGGAACAGGAGAGGUUCCGCGUCGAUCGGCGCAAGCUCGAGCAGAUGCUGCUCGGCGACACCGAAGGCGAGACAGCCGAGAAGUUUUUCCAAAAGGUCAUGGAGGAUACCAACACGUACGUCACGUGGCCGUCGAGGCUCAAGAUCGGCGCCAAGUCGAAAAAGGAUCCGCACAUCAAAGUUUCCGGUCUUCCGGACAACGUUCGCAUGGCCAAGGACCAGAUAUCGCAAGUCUUGGACACACGGCAAAACAACCGAGUGACGAUGAAGUUGGACGUCAGCUAUACCGAUCACUCCCAUAUCAUCGGCAAGGGCGGACUUACAAUCAAGAAAGUCAUGGAAGACACCAACUGUCACAUUCACUUUCCUGACAGCAACCGCAGUAACCACCAGGAGAAGAGCAACCAGGUGUCCAUUGCCGGUGAUAUGGAGGGUGUCGAAAACGCUCGAGCACGCGUCAGGGCUCUCACUCCUUUGAUCUUUUCGUUUGAGCUACCCGUGAUGGGUAACAGCUCGCAAAUUGCCGCCGCGGCUGGCAAUACGCCCUUCGCCACCUCGCCCUACGUCAUCAGUAUUCAAAAGAAGUAUAACGUCCAAGUAAUGUUCCGCACACGACCCAAGCUCCACGCAACGCUGGUCGUUGUCAAAGGCUGCGAGUGGGAGGUAGCCAAGGUCAAGGAGGCCACCGUCCUUCUCAUUCACCAUAUGUGCGAAAAUCUCGCGAGCCAGAUUCAAGUGCAAAUGACGAUGGAAAUCUCGCCGCAACAUCACAUCAUCGUUUUGGGCAAACAGAGCAACAAUCUCAAGUCUAUAAUGCAGCGCACGGGCACUCAAAUCAUGUUUCCCGACGCGGGUGAUCCGAAUAUUCCGAGCCUCAAAAAGAGCAACGUCACGAUCACUGGCUCGAUCCACAGCGUGUACACGGCGCGGCAGCAGCUCAUAGGUUCCCUGCCACUCGUCCUGAUGUUCGACUUGACUGAAAAGUCGAUGAAUACCGUCACGACGGACGACGUGUUGCGAAUGAUGCAGACACUGGACGUCUUCAUAACCGUGCGACACAAGCCGAAGCAGAGCACCCUCUCGAUCGUCAUUAAAGGCAUCGAGCGCAACGCCAGCAACAUUUACGAGGCCAGAAGGCAGCUAUUGGGCUUGGAAGAACCCAAGAUCGUCGCCGAUAUACCACUGGGUUACAACGUCCCAAAUCCAAUGAGCUUCGUUUUGCAGGGAGGCUCCAUUCCACUCGGGCCUUUCUCAGCACCCAACGAAAAUUUGCUCAACAACUGUAACAUGUCCAAAAACUUGAGCACAUCGCCUUCGUCCUUUUCUCACCUGUCCUCGUCACCAGGGCCGAUGCACACAACAUCUGGGAACUUUCCAACCUCCUGGGCCUAUGCUCCAUCGCUCUUCUCGCCCACCUGUAUACAGCACAAUCACCUGACUCCACCGUACGCAUACCCGCCCCAUCUCAAUCAACUACUAACGCUGCAGCACCAGCAGCAGCAACAACAACAGCAACAGCAACAGCAGCAGCAGCAGCAGCAACAUCAGGUGCUGCAUAACAUGAGUAAAGGACUGAUGGGAUUAGGCUCGCAGGUGCACGCAAACGUGAACGGCCUGAGCAGCGCGCUCAACAGUGCUUACCUCAAUGGCAUGCGAACUAGCAUAUUUUCCAAUGAUGGCAAAGAUAGCAGUGCAUUUUCAUCGAUAAGUAGUGUGUCGAGUUCGCUAUCAAGCCCUGCCAUGAGUCCGCGCAAUAUCUCGCCGAUUGAUCCAACUUCUGCUUGCACCGAUGUGAGCACAAACUUAGAUUUAUCGAAUGUACUGUCAGAAUUGACUCUUGCCGGUAAUUCUCGAGCUACGGGCAACGAGAAACAAACGACGCAGCCAGAUGCGCAAUCAAAUUCGCAAGACUUCAGUGCAAUGACGUUCGACUACGAACAGAAAAAACUUAUGGCUAUCAAGGCCAUACAGACCAAACCAACUGCUAGUGAUUUCCGUGUUCCAACCUCAGUUUGGUCUGGAUAUGGAUUAAGUCAAACAGUUCCGUCUAUUUCUUCUACAGUUGAUACUAGCGAUGGUUCGUUGGGCCAAACGUCAUCGUUAUGGAAAGACUCGACGACUUCUACCCAAGACUAUGGCGUUACUUCCACCAAAGACGAGACUUCGAAUUCUAAAAUAACCGGCACAAUGUCUAAUUAUAUCGAAAACACAUCAAAUUAUCAAUUAAAAAAAAUCACUACACAGCAGCACUCGGACCUAGCGAGCAUGCUAACCAGUGCUGGGCUUGAAAAAUAUAUUCGUUUAUUUGCCUGUAACGAAAUCGAUAUGACUACUUUCCCGUCACUCACAGAAAAGGAUCUCAACGAAAUCGGUAUUACAGCUUGGGGUGCUAGACGCAAAAUGAUGCUUUUGAUUUCAGAAAUGAACAAACGAAGCCUGUUUUCUGGUAGCGCAGCUCCUGGAGCUGAAAGAAAGUUAUCGUCUCUAACAUCGUCAACAGCAACAACGGCAACAUCCCCAACUCCCGCUCGCAAAUGCAGCAUCGAAAGUAACAAGUGGUAGAAAAAAGUUCUUCCGUUUGUUAUGUACACACUGUGGACAUUGAGGAGUAUCAAAUUUAUUAAGAGUAGCUGCGUAAUUUUAACUUUCGAAUGAUGUUGAUUUUAGGAAGUUUGUUGACUUUGUUAUCGCAUGCUUCAAACAUACACUAGUCCAACAAGUAUCCUACGUUGUUAUAUACUUUUUUUUCUUUUUUUUUGCUCUUAUUUAUAUUAUAGGUAUAUGAAAAGCAGUGCCCAAUUGGUGUGAGUAAGGUUGAAGUCGCAGAAUAAAUUACUUAAUUUUCGCUCACGUAUGUAAUAUGCGUGCAAUAAUCGUGCAAUUUUGCACGUUUAUCAAAUUGAUAGCGCCGUGCAUUUGUAUAAUAGCACACCGAACGAAACGAAAAGUGAAGAGUUAAAUAAAAUAAUUGUUCUCGACGAGUCGAGAAGGAAAGUAAUGAAAAUUUACAGAAAAAGCGAAUGCACUGGC
Molecule: messenger RNA, 3448 nt
Organism: Copidosoma floridanum
Lineage: Eukaryota; Metazoa; Arthropoda; Insecta; Hymenoptera; Encyrtidae
Gene: BicC
Product: protein bicaudal C
Cellular component (GO): cytoplasm
Molecular function (GO): RNA binding; protein binding
Source: RefSeq, a predicted model, not a curated record